UCAAUAAAGAUAUGUUUUGAUAUAAAAGGUUGACGAUGGCAUAUGCAAUGGAUACAAAGGGAAGGCAAAAGAGUAAGGGGGGUAAACAGAUCGUUGCGGCAAUAGAUAUUGGAACGACCUAUUCUGGAUAUGCAUAUUCCUUUGCACAUGAUUUUAGAAAGGACCCGAUGAAAGUUUACGGUAUUACAAAUUGGUUUCCGGGAACAGUGCACUUGGUGACAAGUAAAACACCGACAAUUCUUCUCCUAAACAAUGACAAGACAUUUAAAGCUUUUGGUUAUGAAGCAGAAAAUAUGUAUGGUGAACUUCAGCCUGAGGGGGUUCAGAAAGAUUACUAUUAUUUCAAAAGCUUUAAGAUCGUGCUAUACAAUUCAUUGGAAUUAAAAGGAGAUACAGAAAUAACAGACGCGUUUGGUCGAACAAUGAAGGCGGUAAAGGUAUUUAGCAUCGUUAUUGAAUACUUGAAAGAUCAUCUUUAUGGUGGACUAAAACACAUAUUACUUGAUGUUGAUGAUAAUGACAUACGAUGGGUGUUAACAGUUCCAGCUAUAUGGAACGACAGCUGUAAACAGUUGAUGAGAGAUGCCGCGGAACUUGCUGGAAUACAGAAAGAAAAUCUGAUUAUCGUCCUUGAACCUGAUGCAGCCUCGUUAUUUUGUAUGCAUCUUCCAGUUGCUAGAAUUACAAUGGAAGGGAAUAUGUCGGAUUCCAUGCGUGUAUCUCCAUUUUCUAAAGGUAGAAAAUACAUGGUCGUUGAUGCAGGGGGCGAAACUGUUGAGAUAACUAUACAGGAAGUGAUUGAUUCAGACAAACCCAACACACUACAUUCGUUUGGUGGCGCGUGGGGUGGCACGGGGGUCGAUGCUGCUUAUGAAAACUUUCUCACGACAAUAAUAGGAGAAAAAACUUAUGAUCGAUUCAAAACAGAAUCUGCAGAAGAUCACAUCGAUCUGCUCCGAAAGUUUGAAACUAAAAAAAGAGGAGUAAUAGCUGGAAAAACUGGAAAAGACGUCAUCAAAAUCCCAGUUUGCUUGGCAGAUGUGUAUCAAGAGACAACUGGAAAAGGGUUGAAAGAUAGAAUCUGCGAGAUACGGGAGUAUCAAGAUAAAGUCAAAUGGAAUGGAGAUAAAAUACGAUUGGAUGUAGACAUUGUAAAGUCAUGGUUUGAUAAAUCAUGUACUGAUAUUGUACAACUCGUAAAAAAGAUAUUCCAUGACGACAAAAGUGUCGGCGUCAACACAAUCUUACUUGUCGGUGGUUUUUCUGAAUCACAAAUGCUACAAGAAGCCAUGAAAAGAAAUUUUCCAGACAAAAGAUUAAUCAUACCUGAAGAAGGAAGUUUGAUGGUUUUAAAGGGUGCUACGAUAUUUGGACAUACAAUAUAAAUACUUUUACUGCCUGCAAGAACUUUAUUUCUGCUUGGAUAACGCAGAUUUGAUACACAAAAACGCAGAUUUUUUUCUCUUUUUUCUUUUGAUUAUAUGUGUUGAUACAUUUUCACGUACUAUUUGUAGUGUGUACUCUCAACUACACAACUAGUAUUUUAUACUUCUAUCAUUGUUGGCUUUUGUAGAGAUUAACGGGUUGUAAAUUUACAGCUUUCUGUAUAUAAUGUUGUGAACUUGUUUAUUUCAUUUUAUCUAAAUAAAUUUUUGUCACUUAAAAUUUCAGACAUUCACAAAUAAUAAAUAGUACAUAUCUUA
Molecule: messenger RNA, 1703 nt
Organism: Ruditapes philippinarum (Manila clam)
Lineage: Eukaryota; Metazoa; Mollusca; Bivalvia; Venerida; Veneridae
Product: heat shock 70 kDa protein 12A-like
Exons: 6
Coding region: 36-1385 (449 amino acids)
Molecular function (GO): ATP binding; ATP-dependent protein folding chaperone
Source: RefSeq, a predicted model, not a curated record